CUCUCUCUCUUAACUCUCUCACUCUAUUUGUAGUCUUGUUACAUAGUUUCAUGUUACAAGAUUCGUCUUUCCAACUUCCUUACAUCAUUUUGUACCAGUCCUAAAACCUAUGUUUCUAUUUCUAAUCUCGAUUCUCGUUCUGUCGCGCGUCGAUGGAGCGUUAUCCGUCCGUUGCACGACGACGACGGCCUCCAAAACGUUCGAAAAAUGCAUGUUAUUACCGACGCAACAAGCGUCGAUAGCGUGGGCGUUCCACCCGCACAACGCCACUCUCGACGUCGUAUUCUUUAGUAGCUUCAUAUCCCCGUCGGGUUGGGUCGGGUGGGGCAUCAACCCGACGUCCCCCGAAAUGACGGGAACACGGGCCCUAAUCGCAUUCCCCGAUCCCAAUUCGGGCCAACUCGUCCUCCUCCCGUACAUCUUAGACCCGACCGUAAAAUUACAAAAAUCUCCCCUCCUCUCCCGCCCCCUCGACCUCCACAUCCUCUCGUCGUCGGCCACACUGUACGGCGGCCGUAUGGCCACAAUCCAUAACGGCGCCACUAUUCAGAUCUACGCCACGAUUAAACUCAGCCCGAAUAAAACCAAGAUCCAUUUUAUCUGGAACCGUGGGCUUUAUGUCCAAGGCUAUUCCCCGACGAUCCACCCGACGACGAUGUCCGACCUCUCGUCGAUAACGACGAUCGACGUUCUAUCAGGGUCGACGACGAAAUCCCGCAACGCCGCCCGGCCGCUCAAAAUCGUCCACGGGAUCAUCAACGCCGUCUCGUGGGGGUUCCUCCUCCCGGCCGGGAUCGUGGCGGCCCGGUACCUCCGACACAUCCGAUCCGCGGGCCCCGCGUGGUUUUACGCGCACGCCGGGAUUCAACUAACCGCGGUUUUCUUGGGGACCGUCGGAUUCUCCAUCGGGAUCAAGCUCGGGGAAAUGUCGCCGGGCCGGGCCUACGGGCUUCACCGGAAGCUCGGUUUCGCGGCGUUUUGCCUCGGCUGGCUACAAACGCUCGCGCUUUUGUUCCGGCCAAAGACUACGAAUAAGUACCGUAAGUAUUGGAAGUCGUACCACCACUUCGUCGGCUACGGCUGCGUUGUCGUCGGCGUCGUGAAUUGUUUUCAGGGCUUCGAAGCCAUGGGAGAAGGUGAGUCCUAUGCCAAGUUAGGGUAUUGUCUGUGUCUUUCGACAUUGUUGGGGAUCUGCAUUGCCCUUGAAGUGAAUUCUUGGAUAAUGUUCUGUCGGAAAGCGAAGGAGGAGAAGCUGAAGAGGGAGGGUGUGUUUGGGACAUUUUCAGAAAAGGGGAGUGCAUCUAGUAGAGGAUGAGGCUUGUGGUUUGUCAAGAUUGGGGUCAGCCAAACGGGGGACUAUCGAAUUUUUGAUAGGGGACAAUUGGGCAGUCGAAGAAGAGUUGUCUUGAAUUUUGGUUUGAAAUUAAUUUGCAACGUAGUAUAGGAUGAUAGUAAGACUGUUCGUAAUUAUGUCAGAAGUAUUUCGACUUUGUCUAAAAUAUUAUAAAUGAAAAUAUUUAUUGAUUUAAUAUUUAAGGGAUAUAUAUAUAUAUAUAUUAGUAAU
This is a messenger RNA of Andrographis paniculata, 1564 nucleotides long. RefSeq names its product cytochrome b561 and DOMON domain-containing protein At2g04850. NCBI's taxonomy places the organism in Eukaryota, Viridiplantae, Streptophyta, Magnoliopsida, Lamiales, Acanthaceae. The record is from RefSeq and is a predicted model, not a curated record. Bases 110 to 1315 code for a protein of 401 amino acids. The transcript has a single exon.